Messenger RNA from Drosophila grimshawi, 540 nucleotides. It is a transcript of the gene RpS23, whose product is annotated as 40S ribosomal protein S23. The coding region runs from base 35 to 466 and encodes 143 amino acids. The transcript is spliced from 3 exons. NCBI's taxonomy places the organism in Eukaryota, Metazoa, Arthropoda, Insecta, Diptera, Drosophilidae. Gene Ontology annotation, molecular function: structural constituent of ribosome. Gene Ontology annotation, biological process: translation. The record is from RefSeq and is a predicted model, not a curated record. Gene Ontology annotation, cellular component: cytosolic small ribosomal subunit; ribosome.
UAUUUCCGCCAUUGCCUGAGAUAGUUGGAAAAUCAUGGGCAAGCCUAGAGGUCUGCGCACUGCCAGAAAGCAUGUGAAUCACCGUCGCGACCAGCGUUGGGCCGACAAGGACUACAAGAAGGCCCAUUUGGGCACCAGAUGGAAGGCCAAUCCUUUCGGCGGUGCUUCUCACGCCAAGGGCAUUGUCCUUGAGAAGGUUGGUGUUGAAGCUAAACAGCCUAACUCUGCCAUCCGCAAGUGCGUAAGAGUGCAGCUGAUCAAGAACGGCAAGAAAAUCACUGCAUUUGUGCCCCGUGACGGUAGCUUGAACUACAUUGAGGAGAACGACGAGGUGUUGGUUGCCGGUUUCGGUCGCAAGGGUCACGCCGUCGGUGAUAUUCCCGGUGUCCGUUUCAAGGUCGUCAAAGUGGCUAACGUCUCCCUGUUGGCGCUGUACAAGGAAAAGAAGGAACGCCCAAGAUCUUAGAUGAGGACACAUCUACAAUUUUCCAGAAUUAGGGUUUUACAAAACCAAAUAAAAAAACAAAACUAACUUUUGAA